AUGGAUGAGAAAACGCUCUUUCAAAUAUUUAAUAUACCGAGGGAGUCUUUCACAAAGGAUCUGCUAAAGAGCAGCUACUACAGCAUAAUUAAGAACGUGCACCCAGAUAAGAUGGCUGCCAGCGCAGAGGGCCGAGAGGAGGCAGCGCAGUUCAUAAACAAAGCGUAUAAAACACUUAGCAACGACUAUGUUAGGAGUAUUUACGAAUAUUCGCUGGACAACAUGAGAAAUUUGGUGAAAAGAGAUCUUCCACAGGGAAUAUACGGAGAUAAGAAAAUAACCGUGCUGGACCUUGAAAAAGAAAGAAUCGGGUGCAACAAGGGGCUUGUGAGCACAGAGUUCCUCGAUGAAAUCCUGGGCCUAGAAGAUAAGAUAGAGAGCGUGCACGGGGAAGAGCUUGAAGAAGUAGAAGGCCUUAUAAAAAAAGAAAUAGAAAAGUGUGCAGAAAAUAAAAAAGACGUAAAAGCCCUUGCCAGAUGGAAGUACUACGACAGACUUAUCAAUAUUAUUCUGCAGAAGAAAAUGAUCGAAUAG
Messenger RNA from Nematocida minor, 534 nucleotides. RefSeq lists its product as uncharacterized. The transcript has a single exon. The record is from RefSeq and is a predicted model, not a curated record. Gene Ontology annotation, biological process: [2Fe-2S] cluster assembly. Gene Ontology annotation, molecular function: protein-folding chaperone binding; ATPase activator activity. NCBI's taxonomy places the organism in Eukaryota, Fungi, Microsporidia. Gene Ontology annotation, cellular component: mitochondrion. The coding region runs from base 1 to 534 and encodes 177 amino acids.